Molecule: messenger RNA, 708 nt
Organism: Fusarium oxysporum Fo47
Lineage: Eukaryota; Fungi; Ascomycota; Sordariomycetes; Hypocreales; Nectriaceae
Exons: 2
Coding region: 1-708 (235 amino acids)
Source: RefSeq, a predicted model, not a curated record
AUGGGAAAUAAUAGUACUAAACAGAAAUACGACCCUCAACCAAGCUUGCUGGGCAACCUUGAGCUUUGUGGCGAUGAGAGGCUAGUCGCAACCUUUAGAUUCGAACCGUGCUAUUGGAAAAAGAAUAUGUUCUCAAGAAACUCGUGUCCUGUUGGUAUCGGAUUGGUAGAUGGCAUUGGCCAUUUGACGGAUAUGAGGCUUGUGCUCUUCUGGGAUGUUCAGAACGCUUUGAUGAAGGAGGCUGGGGAGAAAACCUCUGAGUUUAUCGAUACCGCGCUAGAUAGACGGCAUCGUAAAAUCCUUGGGGGUGCCCUUAGCAUAAUGACAAAGCUGUCCUCACGCUCACGCGAACUGAUGCAGAAGAAUGCUCGCUUAUUCCCGCCUGAUGGGGUUGCGACAUGGGUAUUUCCCAUCAGUGACGGCGUCGACGAGUCGCAUCUUGGUAUGACCCCCUCCGAUGACGAUGAAUGUCUGGGCCGGACGAAGUAUGGCGAGUAUUUUCCCGUCCGUGGCUGCACUGGAGGACCUAUUCAGCAGAUGACAUUUCGGCCAGACUUCAUCGACUUAGACUGGAACAAAGAUGGGUGGGCUGAGGAAUUCGAAGAGGUUUUAGAUUCCAAGAUUGGAAUCAAGUCGGAGAGGAUUGAUAAAGUGAAAUUCAUUCCACACGACUUUAUACCGGCAGUCGAAGAGUAUAUCCGCAACUGA